AUGCAGAUGUCGCAUCCCGAUGGAAGUGAGGAAUCGAUGGUCCACAACGUCUCGGGACAGUUUGUGCGCCAGACGCCCGCGAACUUCGAGGGCGUGGGCGCCAGGCCAGCAGCCGCGCACGCGGGCCAGCUGCCGUACGGUGAUCAGCGCCCUGCGGGCAUUGGUGCGCAGCGCCACAUUCUCGGCAAUGCUGAUCAAGGCUUGAGAGGGCACACGGACACAGCGACAGCGACGCUCGCCUCGUGGAAGAAGCCAGAGACCUUCGGCCACCAAAUGGGCGGUCGCACGGGGCCCAGCGGCACAGGGCUUCCGGUUGCAAAUGCGCAGGAGGUGGCACAAGAAACCGCACUCGUGCCCAGUGGCCGGGCGGGUGGGCGGCAGAUUCAGGCGGCAGCGCUUCCACCUGGCUUUCCUGCGUCUACGGAAUACGCACCCGUCGGUUUGAAUGUCGCUGCCGCUGCAGCAGCUCCUGGCGGCUCUGUGGCCGGAUCAGGCAGGAGAACAACGCUUCAAAGCCUCCUGGACGACAUCAAUGUUGAAGGGCUUACAGAAGGAAUGCAAAACUUGGGCUUCCAAAACCAGAU
Molecule: messenger RNA, 584 nt
Organism: Ostreobium quekettii
Lineage: Eukaryota; Viridiplantae; Chlorophyta; Ulvophyceae; Bryopsidales; Ostreobiaceae
Source: the annotation of a GenBank genome assembly